AUGCCGUUACCACUACCCCAGACUGCCAGACCCAAAUUUCGGGUAGCCAUAUGUGGGGGUGGGAUUGGAGGUCUCGCACUUGCCAGCACCCUCGGCCGCUACGAGCAUCCCGACUUUCCGCUCGAGGUGCACCUGUACGAGGCAGCGAAGGUGAUUUCUACUAUCGGUGCUGGGAUCUCCGUCUGGCCGCGCACAUGGAGAGUGCUAGAACUUCUAGGACUGCGUGACCAGGUAGCAGAUGCGUCAGUCGAACCACCGACGGUGGAAGAGAAGAUUGGCUUCGUGUACAGGAAGUCGGAUCGGUUUCAUGAUCCGUUCAUCUUUCACGAAUUAACAGUGCCCAAUGGCUCUACGACAAUGCAUCGGGCGGACAUGGUCGACAUCCUCUGCAGCAACUUUCCACCGUCAUAUUCGAUCCAUACGUCGAAACGGCUCCUUCGGUAUUAUGAGGUGACAGACUUAUGUAGUGGCAGGACGGUGCUGAAGUUGCAUUUUCUCGACGGUUCAACAGCGGAGACGGACCUACUGAUUGGGGCAGAUGGCAUCAAGUCCGCCACACGUACCACGCUUUAUGACCUCGCCCAUACGCGGGACUGUGCUCUUAGAGAAACCAGAAGUGCGUGUUCGCGGUGUUCCGCUGCCACACCAAAAUGGAGCGGGACCCUUGUAUACCGGUGCCUCAUUUCCACUGAGAGACUGAGAGAGAUAAACCCUCAGCACACAGCCACUGGCGUCACGCUUUCGUACUGCGGGAAAGGAAAGCAUAUCAUAACAUAUCCGAUCUCCCAAGGGCGACUUGUGAACGUCGUCGCAUUUUGCACUGUUCCUGGAGCAGAGGGGACAACAUACAAUGAGAAAUGGGUUCAAGCUGUAUCCAAGGAACAAGUUGCUGAGCAAUACGUCGGAUGGGAGCGCGAAGUCCAGGACCUGCUUCAGUGUGUGGAAGCGCCUUCGCAAUGGGCAAUUCAUGUCGUGGACGCUUUGCCCUUCUGCGUUGCGAAUCAGGUGGCGCUCUUAGGAGAUGCAGCGCACGCCAUGUUGACUCACCAAGGCGCCGGCGCCGGCCAAGCCAUCGAGGACGCAUACAUCCUGGGUCGACUUCUCGCGCACCCUCACACAAAUCUGGCGCUGGUGCCCGACGUACUGCGGAUUUAUGAGGGUAUUCGCCUUCCCUUCGGCAGCGGUGUUAUCCGGACAACUCGAAAGACGGGGCUGCUGUACGAAUUCAAUGCACCAGGGUACUACGAUGGAACGGCGCCCCAUGACGAUGGAGAAAGACUGCAGCUGCAGGCCCUUGGUGAAGCCAUCCGCGAGCAAUGGAAGUGGCAGUGGGAAGAACCGUUCGAUCUGCAGUGGGAGCAAGCGGAGGAGGCGUUGGAGCACCUUGUACGAAAGGAAACUAGACAACACUCCCGGGCCCAUCCUAUGCUCUAG
Molecule: messenger RNA, 1434 nt
Organism: Sparassis crispa
Lineage: Eukaryota; Fungi; Basidiomycota; Agaricomycetes; Polyporales; Sparassidaceae
Product: 6-methylsalicylic acid decarboxylase atA
Exons: 9
Coding region: 1-1434 (477 amino acids)
Biological process (GO): secondary metabolite biosynthetic process
Molecular function (GO): FAD binding
Source: RefSeq, a predicted model, not a curated record